Messenger RNA from Cyprinodon tularosa, 1742 nucleotides. RefSeq lists its product as uncharacterized. Bases 1 to 1002 code for a protein of 333 amino acids. The transcript is spliced from 6 exons. Lineage: Eukaryota; Metazoa; Chordata; Actinopteri; Cyprinodontiformes; Cyprinodontidae. The record is from RefSeq and is a predicted model, not a curated record.
AUGGAAAAUGUUAUGCACUUCCUUUUUUUCGUGGGUCUUCAACUAGAUCUUCCUUUUGAGAGAACAAAGGGUUUGUUUCGCUGUGAGGUUUUGACUUCUGCAGCUCAAGUCGAGUGCAAAGGGGUAAGUUCCUCCUCAAGACAGCUCAGCUCAGUGUGUCAGCUGAAGGUUCGCCAGUGCUAUGGUGGAUGGAUGGAAACCUCUAUUGGCUCUGCUUCUGUCAAAGGAACGAGCCAGCUGCAGUGUCUCUGUGACUUAAUGUUAGGUAGUUACACCAGUAUGUGUAAAUGCAUAAUGUGGUUUGUUUUCCUCCUACAACUUACGCUCUGCUCCUUGUGCAAAGCAGAUGCUGUAGAGGAGCUGGUGAAAACCAUCGGGAGAGAAACAGAUCUCACUCCAGCUUGCAGGAACAUCACACAGGAUUUGAUUGUGUUUGUCACCUGUAGGAUCAGGCCAGUAAGGAGCGGGGGAGAAGACUGCAUUUUAUCAUUCCUACAAAAGAAAGGCUUUAAUGUGACCCAGGGAUGUGAUCCCAGGUUCUCACUCAUAUUAAUAAAUCAGACAGUGUUUCUGCAGAUGAAGAAUUUACAACCAGAAAAUAGUGGAAACUACAGCUGUAGUUGUGUAGUUCAUGGUGGAACAUUGAAUCUACACCUCAACAUCACUGUGGAAGAUAAUGUAAACAACACGAAUUCUACAGUGACAUCAACUGUUCAUACAGAUGUAUUCUAUGUAAUUGGAGCAGUUGUGCUGUUUGUCAUUCUACUGGGAGCCAUCACUGGAUUUAUCUGCAGGAAGAAAUGUAACAGACGUAGAAGACGUGAAGUGACCAUAACUGUUCAGCCAAACACGGUAUUGUACACGGAAGUUGAGGACAUUGACCCGUACAGGAUCUUCAAAGAAAAUGAGCUUUAUUUAACUUCCGUUAUACACACCAGCACAUCCACACGUAGUCUGAUUGGCAUCGGAAUGGAUAAUCCAAGUCCAGUGACUACUUUGUAGAAAAGUUAUGUUCUAAUGAACUUAAUAUCAGUGUAUUUUUUCUUUAAAAGUUAUUUGUAAAUAUGUAUUUAAUUUUUUCUGUAUUAAAGUAAAGCGUUACUAGAAUAACACUUUAAAAACAACUCAGAGCUUUGUCCUACUUUGACCUCACACUACUCUUGAACUGAUAUAAUCUUAUUUGGUAUAACUGGUUAAAUUUUGGGGAGAGGUAACUUAGGUUUUUUUUGGGUAAUUUGAAUAUCGACCACUCCCUCAGGCAUCAGGUCUAUGCGAGAUCUAAGGCUGACCAGCAGAUUCUAAACAUGUUCUUACUUCCUGUAUGAACUUCCUGUUCUUAGCCACAUAGACCACAUGGCCCUCUCGCCUGCUUAUGUGAAACUGGAGGUGCAACCUGUUCACACUUACGUUGGAGUGUGCAGCAGAUUUUGUUGACGAAGACUACCCUGCAAACACAUGCCGUGCAUGAAUGCAUUAACUCAAGGUCCCUAUUCUGACUUAACAGACUCCUGUUUUUGUCCGUGUAUUGUUCCCAUAAAAAAAUUAUAUAUUAUUUUAACCUUCUCAUCUUCUCAUAGGCAACCUUUUUCAUCAUUCUGCAGUAUUUGUUAGGUCAACUUCUAAUGUUAUGAUCUCUCUUAUGCUGCCAUCAAUGCCUUUGUUUAUAGAUAUUGGAGCUUGGCCUGUUUUUUCAUUGUAGUCCUGUUUCUCUGACUGUGACCAAUUUUAUGUGCUAUCUUCAU